AUGAGCUCUUUCCCAAAUCAAGGUAACUAUAAUAACUAUCCUUCAGGUGGCAGAGGAGGAUUUAAGAAUCAAAGAGGAGGAUUUGGCAGAGGACGAGGAGGAGACCAAGGUUCAGGCAGAGGAAGAGGACAUUCUGAUUAUCGACCAAGACGUGACGACAGAAAUAAGCCCCAAGGAAACCAAAAGUUAUGCAAAUUUUUCCAGCAAGGUAUAUGCAACAAGCCAAAUUGUGGAUUUGUUCACAAGUACUCAUACAAUGACAGCAUAACAGGAGUUCAGCGCUUCACAGUGAACGCUCCUAUUGCUUCGGCUGUAGUCAUUAAUGAAGAGCAGAUUGCUGUGGCUCUCGUAAAUGGUUCAAUCAAAAUCAUUAACGUCUAUACUGGCAGCCAAGUUUUGGAGUUUCCAGUGAGUGGGCAGAUCCAAAAACUCUACUACACAGCAAAUAUUGUCAUCAAUAAUAUGCCACAGAAUUUUAAUUAUUUAUUGUUUGGAGGAGUCAGCCAGGACGGGUCCCAAUUGCUAGGAGGAAUCAAUACACAAUCUGGGAACCCGGAAUUAUUUCCUCAAGGGCAUGCAGGAGGAAUUACAGAUAUUACAGAGUCAUGUGGGCUAAUUUUCACAGGCUCUUUAGAUUGUUCGGUAGGAGUUUGGUAUUAUAAUGGAACGCAAUAUAAUUUUGGGACCUUGCUCAGCUUAUUAUAGUAAAAUUUUUUAUUAUCAUAUAUUUAUUAUACAAAAUGUUUAAUUUUUAAUAAUAAAUAAAAGAGUUAAUAAGGCCCGAUCCAUCUAUAAUCAACCAGAACUUUAUCACAUCAGUAAAAGUCAUAGGAGAAACAUUAUUAGCAGCAACUAACUUAGGUUAUGUAAUUGGAUGAACAUACGAUUUCAAACAAAAUAGUGCUAGUUAUCUCGGAGUCCUAGAUCCAAUUCACAAUGGCACCGCAAAUUGUCUAAUUACUUUUGAUCGUUAUGUUUUAAGUGGCGGACAAGAUGGAAGAGUUCUAUGUUGGGAUUCUGAAAACAAUUUUUCUGGAUGGGAGUUAGCAAAUACUGGAAAAGCACGUUCAGAAAUAUCAUCUUUACUUAUUAUGUCAAACUUAAGAAAUGAGCUGCAUUUAUUAUUAGGAGACGCAAACGGGAAAAUUCACAUCUUUGCUCUUCUAGGGUAUAUAUGCUAAAAGGGCGUGGCGGAACAGCCUGCCCUCUUAUGCCUAUAGUCGGGGGGCCAGGGACCUUGCGGAAUGGAGGACAGCGUUCGUAGAUGUGUAUCCAACCAGGCUUACUUGGCCUAAAAGAGCAUAAAGCUGGUCAGUCGACUGCAAGCUAACAUUCAGGCCAGGGUCUUAUCUAGUGAGGAGAUGGAUUUUAUGGAGUUGAAAAUUGUAAGCCUAGCAAAGUCAGAAUUCACACUCAUCACGCCAAUCGGGCAAAAUCUUCAGCGUGAUGUCAGGAGUUGUGCCCUGGACUAUAAAGUUCGUUCUCGGUGUGGAAGUCUAUCAAAAAAAUUGAUUUUACAAUUUUCUGGAAAGGUAGCCCCGUUGACACGGGGCACGACCACUCAACACACACUCUAGGCAAUGAUCAAAUUCAGCUUAGAGAAUCCCAAAAUUCGGCUCUUAAGUUGUCUGUCGGAUUGGGUUAUACCCUCCGAUCGAAGUAGCAUAAUGACUAAGCACGAAGCAAGCGGAAGAACUCGCGACUCACGCUGCAACUUUGACCUUUUCAAUAGUCUUAACUUAAAGUAAACUAAGUUAAUUAAGUUAACUUCUCUUCAAGGUACAGAAGCGAAAUAUAUUUCUCCUGUCCAUUUAUGAAAAAGUUAUUUUUUAAUUUUUGAAUAAUUUAUAACACAAUUUUAGUAAAAAUUUUUAAAACCCAUUUAUUCAAGCAACGUGUCACAUCGCUUUCGUCAUAUAUAAACAACUCGCAACGUAUUAGUGGCUUUGUAAGUACUUCAAUGGAUCAAGCCGCAGCAAUCAUGCAAUGGAUUAAAUAA
Messenger RNA from Blepharisma stoltei, 1999 nucleotides. NCBI's taxonomy places the organism in Eukaryota, Ciliophora, Heterotrichea, Heterotrichida, Blepharismidae. The record is from the annotation of a GenBank genome assembly.